CUUCGCGCUCGAUUCUUGAGCUUUCGGCACUUUCCUUCAACUAUUUUGACUGAUUAAUGAUGGAUACUCGUUAUGUCAACAAGCCUAUUAUCUGUAAAGCUGCUGUUGCUUGGGAACCAAGUAAACCACUAGUGAUUGAAGAAGUUGAAGUUUCUCCUCCUUUAAGUGGCGAAGUGAGGGUCAAGAUUCAUUCUACUGGAGUUUGUCAUACAGAUGCAUAUACUUUGGGUGGUCAUGACCCGGAGGGAGUUUUUCCUGUCAUUCUUGGACAUGAAGGCGCAGGUGUUGUGGAAAGCGUCGGAGAAAAUGUAUUGUCUGUUGUUCCAGGGGAUCACGUCAUUCCAUUAUACAUUCCACAGUGUAACGAGUGUAAAUUUUGUCUAUCCAAGAAAACGAAUCUGUGUUCAAAGAUAAGAGAAACUCAAGGAAAAGGCCUAAUGCCCGAUGGAUCUGUUCGUUUCAAAUGCCGCGGUCAAAAAGUACAUCACUUUAUGGGCUGUAGUACUUUUAGUGAGUAUACUGUGUUGCCCGAAAUCAGCUUAGCAAAGAUUGACAAAAAUGCCCCACUAAAUAAAGUUGGUCUUUUGGGUUGUGGCAUAAGCACGGGUUAUGGAGCUGUGUUUAAUACUGCUAAAGUUGAGAAAGAUAGCAUAUGUGCUAUUUGGGGUCUUGGAGCAGUUGGAUUGGCAGUCAUAAUGGGAUGUAAAAUAGCCGGUGCUAAAAGAAUUAUUGGAAUAGAUAAUAAUGAAAACAAGUUUGAUUUGGCUGUAUCUUUUGGAGCUACUGAGUGCAUAAAUCCUGCGAAGCAUUGCAAGCCAAUACAACAGAUUAUUGUGGAAAUAACUGAUGGAGGAUGUGAUUAUACUUUUGAAUGUGUUGGGAAUGUAGCUACAAUGCGUCAAGCUUUAGAAUCAUGUCACAAGGGCUGGGGUGUUUCGGUUGUAAUUGGUGUGGCAGAGUCUGGUGCAGAAAUUUCAACUCGACCAUUCCAACUUGUAACUGGCCGCACUUGGAAAGGUUGUGCUUUUGGAGGUUGGAAGUCACGUGACUCGGUGCCCAAAUUAGUUAAAGACUAUUUAUCCGGAACGAUCAAAGUUGACGAGUUUAUCACUCAUCAUCUUGAAUUAAAAGAUAUCAAUAAAGCUUUUGAUUUGAUGCACAAUGGCAGUUGCAUCAGACCAAUGAUUCAUUUGUUCACUCAGUAAAAUGCUGGCUUCGUUUCUAAACUGUAUAAUUAUCAUUAUUUAUCUAUGCGUUUUCGUAUUUUCUACGCCGUAAACUAUGGUAUAUUUGUUUUGUUAGCAAAGCUUCCGUGGGAUUUCCAGUGUUGAAUAUAAACGAAUGUAUAUUUUUUAAUACUAGAGUACGUUAUAAUGAUAUGAGCGUGAAAAAGCGCAAUCGUCAUAAAGUAAAUUAGUCAAUAAGAGUAGUAGUUUUAUUAAAAA
Molecule: messenger RNA, 1445 nt
Organism: Schistosoma turkestanicum
Lineage: Eukaryota; Metazoa; Platyhelminthes; Trematoda; Strigeidida; Schistosomatidae
Source: the annotation of a GenBank genome assembly